Messenger RNA from Solea solea (common sole), 1285 nucleotides. Its product is annotated as acidic leucine-rich nuclear phosphoprotein 32 family member E-like. Gene Ontology annotation, molecular function: phosphatase inhibitor activity; histone binding. The transcript has 7 exons. Bases 108 to 872 code for a protein of 254 amino acids. Gene Ontology annotation, cellular component: nucleus. NCBI's taxonomy places the organism in Eukaryota, Metazoa, Chordata, Actinopteri, Pleuronectiformes, Soleidae. Gene Ontology annotation, biological process: regulation of apoptotic process. The record is from RefSeq and is a predicted model, not a curated record.
CAUGGAGGCUCAGUAGUCGCCUGGUGUUCGCAGAAGACGGAGCAUCUGUGAUCCGCGUUUCUCUCUGUGUGUGUGUUUGUGUUCGUGUUCGUGUGACCUGGUCCAACAUGGAGAUGAAGAAGAGGAUCAGCCUGGAGCUGAGGAACCGGAACCCGGCGGAGGUGGCAGAGCUGGUGGUGGACAACUGUCGCUCUAGUGAUGGGGACGUGGAGGGACUAACGGACGAGUACACACAGCUGGACGUCCUCAGUAUGGUCAACGUGGGACUGACGUCUCUGUCCACACUGCCCCCUCUGCCCAAACUACGCAAGCUGGAGGUCAGUGACAACACCAUCUCAGGAGGUUUUGACACGUUGGCAGACAAAUGUCCAAAUCUGUCUCACCUGAAUCUGAGUGGGAACAAGAUCAAAGAGCUGAGCAGCGUGAAGCCACUGCAGAGCCUGAAGAACCUGAGGAGUCUGGACCUGUACAGCUGUGAAGUGUCCACACUGGACGACUACAGAGACAGCGUCUUCGAACUGCUGCCUCAGCUCACCUACCUGGACGGUUUUGACCAGGAGGACAACGAGGUCCCCGACUCUGAGGCCGAGAACGACGUGGACGAUGAGGCGGGGCCACUGGGAGACGAUGAUGACGAUGAGGAGGACGAUGAAGACGACGAGGACGGUGACGAAGGCUCAGACGAAGAUGAAGUGGGACUGUCCUACCUGAUGAAGGAAGGAAUCCAGGAUGAAGACGACGAUGGGGACUACGUGGAGGAGGACGAUGAAGAGGAUGAAGACGGAGAUGCAGCAGUUCAGGGAGAGAAGAGAAAGAGAGAAGCAGACGAUGAAGGUGACGACGAUGAUGAUGAUGACGAUGAUGAUGAAUAAACCACACCCCAUCCUCAAAAGAUCCCUCCCACCCGCCUCAGGUCCAGGAUCGAUUGCCCCCCACAAAACUCAUCACAACAUAUGAUGUCACACUGAGGGGGCGGAGUCUUUAACAGGCAAUGUGUGUGUGUGUGUGUUACAGUUAAAACCAAAUUAGAUUUUUUAUUAUCAGUUGUUUUUAUGAUCACUUUCAUUCUCUGACUUCCCAUGAGUCUCAGUUGCUGUUGCAGUUUGUUGCUAUGGCGAUGACUCCGCCCAGAAUCACAGCAGUGUGCUGUAAAAACAAAAGCCUGUUAGUGGCCCCACCCCCUCACAUCUCGCCCCUCCCACUCUGUUCUGUAAAUACUUUGUGUUUUUUGUGUUGAAGUUGUUUUUAUUGUUUUGUUUUUGAAUAAAAACAUCUGAAAAAAUUA